Messenger RNA from Cyprinodon tularosa, 678 nucleotides. Its product is annotated as putative butyrophilin subfamily 2 member A3. The transcript has 2 exons. The record is from RefSeq and is a predicted model, not a curated record. NCBI's taxonomy places the organism in Eukaryota, Metazoa, Chordata, Actinopteri, Cyprinodontiformes, Cyprinodontidae. Gene Ontology annotation, cellular component: membrane. The coding region runs from base 106 to 669 and encodes 187 amino acids.
GUCCAUCUCUAUUAAUCUGCUCUGUGUUGUUUCUCUGCUGCAGGUCAGAGCAUCUCUGCUGCGAUCGGAGGGGAGGUCACUCUGCCAUGCAGGGCUGAGGGAUACAUGCCUCUGGAACUGAUGGAGUGGAGCAGACCUGGAACACAUCUACAAUAUGUUGUGAUUUUCAGGAGUCAAAGCCGGGAUCUAGAAAUCCCAGAACAACGCUAUGAGGGCCGAGUAGAGCUGAAGGACAGAGAGAACGGAGACGUGUCUCUGGUUCUGAAGAACGUGACGGCUGAGGAUGGAGGAACAUAUCAGUGUUAUGUUAAGAGAGACACAGACCGCAUGAAGAGAGCCAUUCAACCUGUCAGCACCGUCUACCUGGAUGUUCUUCCUCCUCCUCCUUUAGAGGACCUGGAUUCACGAAGGGAGGAAGGAGAGAACAGGGAUGGAGGAAACAAGGAUGAAGAGCAAACGCGUGGAAACCGUGGAGGAUCUGUUACAGCUAUUGUAGCUGUUGUAGCUGCCUGUGUUGUAAUGGCUGUUAUAGUUUCAGUGAUGGUUGUUGCUGCAAUUAGAUGGAAGAAGAUCAGGAAUUAUAGAUGUUCUCCUCAGGAUGAAGCAGAAACACCUCAGGACAACUGUCUCUGUAACAGCAUCCAUCCAGGCAGCAUGACUCUGCAUUAGCCUUUUUUU